GGACUUUGAUUUAGUGGUAUUUUACCUUCCAUUAAAUUUCAACAUCCGGUUUUAUUUUAGUUUCGUUUUACUUUUUAGAAUAAUAUGUGGACGUUUUACCAUGUAUCUACUUUUCUUUUAACAUUUAUUAGUUACGCAUUUUUUCAUGCAACAAGGAAGACAUUCAGCAAUGUGAAAUCAACCAUCUCAAGUGAAUGGAGUGCAACUCCAGGAAAUGACACUCUUAUCAAUAAACCUGACAAGCUGUGGAAUGAUCAUCAUAUGUUUGGCAGUGCAGGAGAUGCAGAAACCUACCUGGGAGUACUUGAUGCUGUGUUCAUGGUGUCCUAUGCCGUGGGACUGUACAUCAGUGGAAUUAUUGGAGAUAGAUUUGAGCUUAGAAAAGUGCUUGCAUUAGGAAUGUGUAGUGCAGCAGUUUCUGUAUUCUUGUUUGGGUCUGUGUUAGAAUGGGCACACUACUACAACAAGUACCUGUAUGUGACAGUGUGGAUAUUCAAUGGACUACUACAGAGUACAGGUUGGCCUACAGUGGUUGCUGUAAUGGGUAACUGGUUUGGGAAAUCUAGUCGUGGUCUGGUGCUGGGCUUAUGGAGUGCAUGUGCUUCUGUUGGCAACAUAAUUGGUGCGUUGAUGGUAUCUCAGGUGUUGCAUUAUGGAUAUGAUUUUGCAUUUUUAGUAACAUCAACUGUCCUUUUUGCUGGAGGAAUCAUCAAUUUUUUUGGUUUGCUCAACUCACCUACAGAAUUGGGUUUAAAAAGUCCAGAUGAGAUAGAGGAUCCAGACUACCAGAUUACUGUUAGCACUUCACAGAUAGAUACUGAGAUAGAGGAAACUGAUCAUGAUACAGAUACAGAUCCUUUACUGGAGGGGACUGAUGAUGUCAGAGUUAUACCAAAGCCCAGCAAGGAAGAAGCACUGAGUUUCUGGAGAGCUUUAUUAUUGCCUGGUGUACUUCUUUAUGCAUUUGCUUACUUCUGUUUGAAGUUAGUCAACUACUCAUUCUUCUUCUGGUUGCCUUAUUACCUGCAUGCAUCAUUUGGUUGGUCAGAAUCAACAGCAGAUAAAAUAUCAAUUUGGUAUGACAUUGGAGGCAUUAUAGGUGGAACAAUUGCUGGUGUCAUAUCUGAUUGUUUCCAGAAGAGGUCUAUAGUUGUUGUACCAAUGUUGUGUAUGGCUAUCCCAUCAUUAAUCUGGUAUAGCAAUUCUCCCAGUGAUAUGACAGUUAAUGCCUUCCUCAUGACAGUCACAGGGUUUUUCAUUGGUGGUGUUGCCAACCUUAUCAGUGCAGCCAUUUCAGCUGAUUUAGGUAAACAAGGACCAGUUCAAGGAAAUAAAGCAGCACUUGCAACAGUGACUGGUAUUGUAGAUGGUACUGGUAGUGUGGGAGCUGCUUUAGGUCAGGUUUUAGUGCCUCUGCUUCAAGAGCAUACAGGAUGGCAUUCUGUAUUUUAUCUUUUUAUUGUUAUGACUGGGUUGACAAUUUUCUGCAUUGUUCCACUGUUUGUGCGAGAGGUUCCGGAAUGCUACAGAAGUAUUAGGGGCUGUUGUAGAAAAUACUCGUAUAGUUGGUAUUGUGGUUUUCACCUAACAAAGUCAAAAAGAAGUGCAAUAUCAGUGAACAGUGAUCCUGAUGAUGAUAUAGAAGUGCUGGAAGAUUGACACACUUUGUGAUUUGGGUUUGAAGGUAGCGGGCUGUAAUGUCUAUCUGUUAUUUCCGUUCUGUUGCAUAUUUUCUCCGUAUGAUAUUUUGGCAUUCUCUGGGUGUUACAAAUGAGCUACAUUUGUGGCAGAACUAUGCCGUAAUAGCAGAUGAGAAUACGAAAUUGCAUAGAAAUUACCAACUGUCAUCUUAUCUUUUUUCUUUGUUUUAUCAGUUGCUUUGUUGUAUAUAGAAGGUACAAAUUCACAUUUUUUUAUCUUUGGUUUCUUUUUCUUUUAAAAAGAAUAGUUAUAACACUAUCUAUCUAUGAAGAAUACUUUUUUUUUUAAAAAAAGGACCAAAGUUCUUUUAGUUUAUUAUGAUUUUUUUAAAUCAACUUUUAUUGUGAUUGAUAUUUAUUUUUAAAAUGAAUGAAGUUUACUCAUUUUCAUUUUUUUAGCAUGUUUAUGUAAAGAAAUUUUGUUUUAGAAUAGAGAUCUGUUGUAUUAUAGUUUAUGUACAUAGUAUGUUAAUGUACACUUAACAAAUCUUUUAAAGCAUAUAAUUUUGCCAGUAUAUUUAAUCUUUAGCCUGCUGGCGGCAAUUGAUUCAGCCUUAGCGACCAGUGCAGACCAUGAUCAGCCUGCCAGGCUGAUCAUGGUCAGCACUGUUCGCUAUUCAGUCAGUAAAUUUUCAGUGAACACCCUUUGAAUAAGAAAUGGUAUUGCCCAAAUUGAUGGUGGACCAGUCCAUUCUAGAAUUUUUGCCAGUAUAUUUAACUGAUUGCAUGAAAUAGAAACACAUUCCUGAAAUUUGGCUUUACUUUAAAUGAUUUUUUUCUGUAUUUUGUAGAGAAAUUUCACCAAAAAGUAUUUAAGUCAUCUUAUCUUUUAUGACCAUACCACAUGUUUAAAAAGUAAAAUUUCUGGUACUCGUGGAAAGCAAACCACUUAUUUUUGUAGCAAGCUACUGUAUAAAAUGUACCAGUAAUUAUAAGAAUUGAAUGCUAUUUUAUGUGCGUUUAGACGGGUUUAAAUCAUAGUGGGACUUCUUGUAAAUUGUUAAAGAAUUCCUAGUUGCUUCCCAUUAAUACACAGAAAAUAGCAUUAAAGUCUUAAAUAUUCAUUGAAAACCUGAGUUAUUAGAUUUGGGUAGAUGUCGGUCGGGCGGGCGGUGGCGGCGGCGGCGUCAAACUGGUGUUUCCGGUCAAUAACUUGUUUCGGUAAAGAUAUUUGAAUAAAACUUGGUAUGUAUGUAGCUUAUAUCAAGACAAAGGCUGGGAUUGAUUUUGGGGUUUCUGGGGUCAAGGUCACUGUUACUUAAAAUAGAAAAAGGGUUUCCGGUCAAUAACUUUUGUUUCGGUAAAGAUAUUUGAAUAAAACUUGGUAUGUAUGUAGCUUAUAUCAAGACAAAGGCUGGGAUUGAUUUUGGGGUUUCUGGGGUCAAGGUCAAGGUCACUGUUACUUAAAAUAGAAAAAGGGUUUCUGGUCAAUAACUUAACUUAGGAAUGAGCUAUCAUGAUGAAACUUGGUGUAUAGAAAACUUAUAUAAAGUUGUAGCUUGGGAUUGAUUUUGGGGUUUCUGGGAUCAAGGUUAAGGUCAUUGUUACUAAAAAUAGGGUUAGGGUUAGGGUUAGCAUAUCUUCUACAUGCAUGGAGGGAUUUUGAUGAAUGUUGGCACAAUUGUUCACCAUCAUGAGACGGAGUGUCAUGCGCAAGAACCAGGUCCCUAGGUCUAAGGUCAAGGUCACACUUAGAGAUCAAAGGAUACAAGAAUGGAAACUUUUUCCGGAGCAUAUCUUCUUCAUGCAUAGAGGGAUUUUGAUGUAACUUGGCACAAUUAUACACCAUCAUGAGACGAAGUGUCUUGCGCAGUUCCCUUCUUUAGAAUUACUUCCCUUUGUUGUUACUAUAAAUAGCUUAUAUUGUAACUUUUUCAUUACUAGAUGUAGGGAAAAAUCGAGACCACUUUUCUGUAGUACAACAUGCAUGUUACAUCCAAUUUUGAGGUGUAUUUUGACCAAUCUCUACCUGGUAAGGAUUUCUGUGUGGACUUACAUUUUUUUUUUUUUUUUUUGUAUUUUUUUUUUUUUUUUUUUUUUAAGAUUAACUUCCCUUAGUUGUUACUAUAAAUAACUUAUAUUGUAACUUUUUUAUAAUUGACCGUAGGGAAAAACCAAGACCACUUUUCUGUGGUACAACAUAGUUGUUACUUUCUAAUUUUAGGUGUAUUUUAAGGUAUCUCUACCUGGUAAGGAGUUUUUUUGUGGACUUAGAAAAACAAAAGAAUUACAAUGAUUACUAAACAACCACAAAAUUAAAAUUACAUCUGCAAAUACAGGUGCUAGAGUAAAGAAAUUUGCUUUGACGGGCGUAUAUUGUGACAUUCUGGCACUCUUGUUUAUUCUUAUGAAAAGCGUUGAAAACCUGGUUUUGUGGCAUUGCCACGUUUCUUGUUCAUACAUGUAUUGUUAAAAUUGUCUACUGUUGAGUUACCUCCCUUAGACCUUAAUAGGGUCAAAUCACAGUCUCACAGAAGUUCAUGUCGGAAUAAUUAGCUUGCAUCUACCUUCAGAAAUGCAAUUCGAAAACAAAAUGUGUUAUUUACCUUAUCAAUAUGUAAAUGUUACGUAAAAAAUGCAGUAUAUUUAUGAAUUCAUAUUUUAUGACUUUUUCAAAAUGGGUUGAGCUUUUAAUUUUAUUAUGUGAUUCCAUUAUUCAAUUUUGCUAUAACAUUUUACAUGUCAUUAAGAAUUGAUCUUUUAAAAUGUAUAUAAAACUUAAUGGUUGUUGAUUUAGCAAUUUAAAAGAUACUGGCACAAACAUAAGUAUUGUGUUUUAAUAUUUAUUAAAGCUUUAAAGGAAAAGGCAGUGUUGUUCUUAUGCUAAUUCAGUUUACUAGGAUUUCUUAAAUCAUUUAAAGAAGUGAAAGAAUUUUCAAAAUCAGCUUAAAAGUGACACAGUUAUGAGCAUUUAAAUAUUUUAUCAAAAUGGUGGCCAUUUUGUUUCCAUGGUAACAAGAAACAAAAUGGCAGAUUUAUUAAAUUUUUAGAUACAUAAUUGCAAUGUAUUUACUAAAUUCUGUAAAGUAAUUUCUCAACUUUUUCCUGCCAUAAUGAAAGAAACUACCAUGUUUUACAUCUUACACUCAAGAAACAUAUCAAAUAAAUCUAUUUAAAAGGUUAUAGAAUUAAGCAGUGUGUAAAUGACGUCAUAAACACACUAAAAUGACUGCCUCCAUGAUCAGACAGCCAUUUUCUUAAAUUUCAAACUUCCAUAUCUUUUUCAAUAGUGGUCCGAUUUUAAAAAUUCUUUCAGCAUUAUGAAAGGCUUGAGGAUGGCUUUCAUGUAAAAUUAACUCAUUGUCAGGCAUUUCUUGCCCUUUAAACUAUAUGUUAAAACAGAUAGUGUUCUAGAUAGAGCACAAACCAGCUUACAUAGGUAGACAAGCACUACCUUAAAUGUUGCAUAUGAACUUAAUUUGUUAGUUCCAUAAAGGGAGGUAAUAAAAAAGAAUGGAUUCAUUAAUACUUUCAGUUAUGUCUAUGACAAAUAUAAAGUAUAGCAAGAAAUUAAUAUUUUUUAUGUUCAUAUCAAAAAGUGUUAAAGCCACUUUAAACCGUAGUCAUUACGACUCUUUUAAGUUUAUGGUUAAUAAUGCAAGGGCAUUACCUUUAACUCGACAGAAGUGAAGUUUUCAUGUACUGACCAUAGUAAACUAGUCUAAGCAACUAAAGCACCUCAGAGCACUGAGGCAAACUGUGCCUGUCACCAUUAUCAAAGGUUGCUAAUUUUCAGCUGUGAUACGAGUUGAUACAACUUCUGACUUUGUUAUAAUGAUUAUGCAUUCCUCACCAAUGUGCCUAAAUUUGACAAGUUAAGCUGAAAAUCAUUAAAUGUAGCGCUUGUUCAUUUUGGUUACCCUGUAAUCUUCUGUGAUAAAAAAUUGACUAAGUCUCAACAUCUUGGUUGAAUUUUGCUUCAGUAAGACCAGAGUUAUAGCCCUUGAUUAAUCAAAAUUGUCAUAUUUUUUAAAGUGUCACAAGUGAGGAGAAUUUUUUCAUUGCUUAUUAUUCUCCUGUGAUACAUAUGUCUGCACUCCAAUUGUAUUAUUGUUUCUAUUUUCUUCCGUGUCACUUUUAACAUUUCAUUUUUGAUUUAUUUUAUGGCUGGUUGUAUGUACUCUGUAUUUAUUCACAUUUGUAUAUCUUAACUCGUGUAUUAUGUUUAAUGAAUAAACUUCUAUUUUGUA
This is a messenger RNA of Mercenaria mercenaria, 5890 nucleotides long. Its product is annotated as sugar phosphate exchanger 3-like. Bases 85 to 1659 code for a protein of 524 amino acids. Gene Ontology annotation, cellular component: endoplasmic reticulum membrane. Gene Ontology annotation, biological process: transmembrane transport. Lineage: Eukaryota; Metazoa; Mollusca; Bivalvia; Venerida; Veneridae. The transcript is spliced from 17 exons. The record is from RefSeq and is a predicted model, not a curated record. Gene Ontology annotation, molecular function: transmembrane transporter activity.